GUGAUAUUGCUUUCUAUACAUUUACUUCCAAUUCUUUAUAUCGCCCCCAUUUUACUCGCAGUCGCAUUCCUAACCCUUAUUGAGCGAAAGAUCCUCGGCUAUAUACAACACCGUAAGGGGCCAAACGUUGUAGGCCCAUUUGGUCUUCUUCAACCAAUUGCUGACGGAAUCAAAUUGUUUAUUAAGGAGCCCAUCCGCCCUUCAACAUCAUCACAGUUCCUGUUCAUUCUCGCCCCAACCACCGCCCUUAUCCUAGCUAUACUCCUCUGGACCCCACUCCCCCUGCCAUUCCCAUAUUCUGACCUAAGUCUAGGCAUCCUACUCAUUCUGGCCCUAUCAAGCCUUAUUGUUUAUACUAUUCUAGGCUCCGGAUGAGCAUCCAAUUCAAAAUACGCCCUAAUUGGAGCACUUCGUGCUGUUGCUCAGACAAUUUCUUAUGAAGUCCCCAUAGACUUGAUUAUCCUAUGCGCAAUUAUUAUAACAGGCAGCUUUUCUCUAGCCACUUUUAAUACUACACAACAACAUAUAUGACUCUUCUUACCCCUUUGACCCCUCACCCUUAUAUGAUUUGUUUCUACACUAGCCGAAACUAAUCGAGCCCCCUUUGAUUUAACAGAAGGCGAAUCUGAACUCGUCUCGGGAUUUAAUGUUGAAUAUGCAGGGGGCCCGUUUGCUUUAUUUUUCCUUGCCGAAUAUGCCAAUAUUUUGAUGAUAAAUACCCUCUCCGCCGUUAUUUUCUUAGGCUCAUCCACUUAUUCGACACUCCCAACAGCCCUAUUAAUAACUAAAGCCUCAGCUUUAUCCCUGCUUUUCCUGUGAGUUCGUGCUUCUUACCCCCGAUUUCGGUAUGAUCAACUAAUACACCUAGUAUGAAAAAACUUUUUGCCUAUUACCCUGGCCAUAGUAAUCUUCCACAUCUCCAUACCGACAGCACUAUUUAUCUCCCCCCCUACAACAU
Molecule: messenger RNA, 958 nt
Organism: Nanorana parkeri
Lineage: Eukaryota; Metazoa; Chordata; Amphibia; Anura; Dicroglossidae
Source: the annotation of a RefSeq genome assembly